AUGAAAUUGAAUAAGAUAUAUUCUUUUAUUUUCCUUUUUUUUGUGUUAUGUGUAUUACAAGAAAAUGUAAGAAGGGUUUCAUGUGAUAGUAGUGCUGAAGGUGAUAAUGGAACAAAUGGUGUGUCAGCAUCAGGGGAUGAUAAGAAGGAAAUAAAAAGAGAUAGAGACACAUUAGAAGAAAUUGAAGAAGGAGAGAAACCAACUGAAUCGAUGGAAAGUCAUCAAUAUCAAACUGAAGUAACAAGAUUAAUGGAUAUUAUAGUUAAUUCUUUAUAUACUCAAAAAGAAGUAUUUUUAAGAGAAUUAAUAUCUAAUGCAGCUGAUGCAUUAGAAAAGAUUAGAUUUUUAUCUUUAUCUGAUGAAAGUGUAUUAGGAGAAGAAAAGAAAUUAGAAAUACGUAUUUCAGCAAAUAAAGAAAAGAAUAUUUUAUCAAUUACAGAUACAGGUAUAGGUAUGACAAAAGAUGAUUUAAUAAAUAAUUUAGGUACAAUUGCAAAAUCUGGUACAUCAAACUUUUUAGAAGCUAUAUCUAAAAGUGGAGGAGAUAUGAGUUUAAUUGGUCAAUUUGGUGUCGGUUUUUAUUCUGCAUUUUUAGUAGCUGAUAAAGUGAUUGUAUAUACAAAAAAUAAUGAAGAUGAACAAUAUAUAUGGGAAUCAACAGCAGAUGCUAAAUUUACUAUAUAUAAAGACCCAAGAGGAGCUACAUUAAAAAGAGGUACACGUAUAUCAUUACAUUUAAAAGAAGAUGCAACUAAUUUAUUAAAUGAUAAAAAAUUAAUGGAUUUAAUUUCUAAAUAUAGUCAAUUUAUACAAUUCCCUAUAUAUUUAUUACAUGAAAAUGUAUACACUGAAGAGGUCUUAGCAGAUAUUGCUAAAGAAAUGGUAAAUGAUCCAAAUUAUGAUAGUGUAAAAGUAGAAGAAACUGAUGACCCUAAUAAAAAAACAAGAACAGUUGAGAAGAAAGUCAAAAAAUGGACACUUAUGAAUGAACAAAGACCCAUAUGGUUAAGACCACCAAAAGAAUUAAAAGAUGAAGAUUAUAAUCAAUUUUUUACUGUUUUAUCUGGUUAUAAUGAUAAACCAUUAUAUCAUAUACAUUUUUUUGCAGAAGGUGAAAUUGAAUUUAAAUGUUUAAUUUAUAUUCCAUCUAAAGCACCAUCUAUGAAUGAUCAGUUGUAUGCUAAACAAAAUUCUCUCAAAUUAUAUGUUAGAAGAGUUUUAGUUGCAGAUGAAUUUGUUGAAUUCUUACCCAGAUAUAUGAGCUUUGUUAAGGGUGUGGUUGACAGUGAUGAUUUACCUCUUAAUGUAUCUAGAGAACAAUUACAACAAAAUAAAAUAUUGAAAGCAGUUUCUAAACGUAUUGUACGUAAAAUAUUAGAUACGUUCCAUAAAUUAUAUAAAGAAGGUAAGAAAAAUAAAGAAACCCUACGAUCUGAAUUAGAAAAUGAAAGUGAUGAAGAGAAAAAAAAAGAAAUUACGAAAAAAUUAAGUGAACCAAGCACAUAUAAAUUAAUAUAUAAAGAAUAUAGAAAAUUUUUAAAGAGUGGUUGUUAUGAAGAUGAUAUUAAUCGUAAUAAAAUUGCAAAAUUACUUUUAUUCAAAACUAUGCAAUAUCCAAAAAGUAUAUCUUUAGAUACAUAUAUUGAACAUAUGAAACCUGAUCAAAAAUUCAUUUAUUAUGCUUCUGGAGAUUCUUAUGAAUAUUUAGCCAAAAUACCACAAUUACAAAUCUUUAAGAAAAAAAAUAUUGAUGUACUUUUCUUAACAGAAUCUGUUGAUGAAUCAUGUAUACAAAGAGUACAAGAAUAUGAAGGAAAGAAAUUUAAAUCUAUUCAAAAAGGAGAAAUCACUUUUGAAUUAACAGAAGAAGAAAAGAAAAAAGAACAACAAAUGCAAAAAAUGUAUAAAGCAUUAAUUGAUGUUAUAUCAGAUACUUUAAAAAAUCAAAUAUUCAAAGUAGAAAUUUCUAGAAGAUUAGUAGAUGCACCAUGUGCUGUUGUAUCAACUGAAUGGGGAUUAUCAGGACAAAUGGAAAAAUUAAUGAAAAUGAAUGUUAGCAAUUCUGAUCAAAUUAAAGCAAUGAGUGGACAAAAAAUUCUAGAAAUUAAUCCAAAUCAUCCAAUUAUGAUAGAUCUUUUAAAAAGAUCAGUAACAAAUCCUAAAGAUCUUGAACUAACAAAUAGUAUUAAAAUUAUGUACCAAUCAGCUAAAUUAGCAUCAGGAUUUGAUUUAGAAGAUACUGCAGAUUUGGCUCAAAUUGUUUAUGAUCAUAUUAAUCAAAAAUUAGGAGUUGAUAAUAAUUUAAAAAUUGACGAUUUAGAUCCAUCUAUAUUUGAAACCAAAAAAAUUGAAGAUGAAAAUGACUCAUCUAAAUUUGAAGAGGAAAUCAAUAUAGAUGAUGAAAUACAAAAAAAGGAUAAUAAUGGAGAUGAUGAUUUAAAUAUUAAAAGUGACGAAUUAUAA
Messenger RNA from Plasmodium adleri (nom. inval.), 2463 nucleotides. RefSeq names its product endoplasmin, putative. NCBI's taxonomy places the organism in Eukaryota, Apicomplexa, Aconoidasida, Haemosporida, Plasmodiidae. Gene Ontology annotation, biological process: cellular response to heat; protein folding; protein stabilization. The record is from RefSeq and is a predicted model, not a curated record. The transcript has a single exon. Gene Ontology annotation, cellular component: perinuclear region of cytoplasm; cytosol; protein-containing complex. The coding region runs from base 1 to 2463 and encodes 820 amino acids. Gene Ontology annotation, molecular function: ATP-dependent protein folding chaperone; ATP binding; ATP hydrolysis activity.